Messenger RNA from Melozone crissalis (California towhee), 1034 nucleotides. RefSeq names its product Rho GDP dissociation inhibitor gamma (gene ARHGDIG). The transcript has 6 exons. NCBI's taxonomy places the organism in Eukaryota, Metazoa, Chordata, Aves, Passeriformes, Passerellidae. The coding region runs from base 38 to 721 and encodes 227 amino acids. The record is from RefSeq and is a predicted model, not a curated record. Gene Ontology annotation, biological process: Rho protein signal transduction. Gene Ontology annotation, cellular component: cytosol; membrane; cytoplasm. Gene Ontology annotation, molecular function: protein binding; Rho GDP-dissociation inhibitor activity.
CCGGCCCCGGGGGCGGCGGGCCCGGCACGGCCCGGCCAUGCUCGGCCUGGACGUGUGCGAGGCCGGCGGGCAGCUGCUGGAGCUGCUCUGGCUGGCGCUGUGCUACCGAGACAUCAUGGCUGACAAGGAGGGGGUGACGCUAUCGCUGGAGGAGGAGGAGGAGGAUGCCGACGCGGCCCUGGCGUACAAGACGCCGGAGAAGAAGAGCCUGCGGGAGAUCCAGGAGCUGGACCCGGGGGAUGAGAGCCUGCGGAAAUACAAGCAGGCGCUGCUGGGCGCCAUCCCCGCUGCCGUGGAUGCCAGCGUGCCCAACGUGCAGGUGACAAAGCUGACACUGAUGUGCGAGCAGGCGCCAGGGCCCAUCACCAUGGACCUGACAGGAGACCUGGAGGAGCUGAGAGGCCGGGCCUUUGUGCUGAAGGAAGGGGUGGACUACAGAGUGAAGGUGUCCUUCAAGGUGAACAGGGAGAUCGUCUGCGGGCUGCGCUGCUUGCACCUCACCUACCGCCGGGGCCGGCCCGUGGACCGCGACGUGUUCAUGGUGGGCAGCUACGCGCCGCGGGCCGAGGAGUACGAGGUGGUGACGCCGGCGGAGGAGGCGCCGCGGGGGUGGCUGGCGCGGGGCUCCUACCGCGUCCGCUCGCUCGUCACCGACGACGACAAGGCCGAGCACCUGAGCUGGGAGUGGGGCCUGUGCAUAAAGAAGGCUUGGGAGGACUGAGCCCGCCCCGCUGCCGCUCCCCCCGCGCUCGGGGCCCGGGGGCCGCCGUCCCGGCACCGCCGCGCUUGCCCCGGUCGCGUCAGGGGUUCGGGGGGGUCCCUUAGCGAGUGAGAGCCCGUGGUCGUGGUCUUCGCAACCAAAGUUAUUUUUAAUUGCUCUUUUUUUUUAAACCUCGACGCCCGCCUGGUCCUCACGGCGUGCCCAUGGCUGGGGCCGGGGCUGUGACCCUGCCGUGGCGGUGCCGUGCCCGGUACCCGCCCGCUCGCAGGCUGUGCUCUUCCAUCGCCAUUAAACCCUACAGACUGGUCUCUUA